This is a messenger RNA of Pseudonaja textilis, 1258 nucleotides long. It is a transcript of the gene TYW5, whose product is annotated as tRNA-yW synthesizing protein 5. Gene Ontology annotation, molecular function: tRNA binding. NCBI's taxonomy places the organism in Eukaryota, Metazoa, Chordata, Lepidosauria, Squamata, Elapidae. Gene Ontology annotation, biological process: wybutosine biosynthetic process. The record is from RefSeq and is a predicted model, not a curated record.
UCGCGGCAUCCCCUCCGACGGGGUUGGGGGGUCUACUGGUUUUGCGUGGCCUCGUUGCCAGCGGAGGGAAAUCACCGCCGGACCCAAAGGAGGAAGUAAUCGAGCGGGGACAUGGAGAAGCAGCGAGUCCAGCAGUAUACUGGAGUUCCACGGGAGCGUUUUUUGCAGGACGUCUAUCCCCUGAGAAAGCCUGCAGUACUGAAAGGAAUAGAUCUGGGCCCUUGUGUGACCAAAUGGACAGUAGAUUACCUUUGUCAAGCAUCAGGGAAAAAAGAAGUAAAGGUUCACGUUUCCACUGUGCCACAGAUGAACUUCCUUAGUAAGAACUUUGUGUAUAGAACACUGCCUUUUGAUGUAUUUAUAAAGAGAGCAGCUGAAAUCAAACAUUCGGAUUAUUUUCUUUCUGAGGAUGAAAAGUAUUAUUUACGAUCACUGGGAGAUGAUCCCCGAAAGGAUAUUGCAGACCUGAGAAAGCAGUUUCCUUUAUUGGCAGAUGACAUUCAAAUUCCAGAAUACUUUGAUAAGGAACAGUUUUUCUCUACUGUGUUCCGCAUAAGUUCAGAAGGUCUACAACUUUGGACACACUAUGAUAUAAUGGAUAACUUCUUAAUUCAGGUGACGGGAAAGAAACGAGUUGUACUCUUCAGCCCCCGUGAUGCACCGUAUUUAUAUUUAUCAGGCACAAAGUCUGAGGUACUAGAUGUGGAUAAACCAAACAUGAAGAAAUAUCCUCUCUUUAUCAAGGCUAGACGUUAUGAAUGUCAGCUGGAAGCAGGAGAUGUCUUAUUCAUUCCUGCCUUGUGGUUCCAUAAUGUGACUUCUGAGGAAUUUGGAGUUGGAGUCAAUGUUUUCUGGAAGCAGCUUCCUUCUGAAUACUAUGAUAAAACUGAUACAUAUGGAAACAAAGAUCUCACUGCAGCUUCAAGAGCAAUACAGAUUUUGGAUAGAGCACUAAAAACCCUAGAAGAACUUCCUGAGGAAUACAGAGACUUCUAUGGUAGGAGAAUGGCAUUACGCAUCCAAGACAAAACUUACAGCAGUAAUUAUGAAUAAAAAACAUUUUUGAAUACUUGUCUUAGAAACAUAUAUUGAAUUAUCUCUUGUGAACCAAUUAAUAGGAUGGCCAUUGGUGUAAUUUGUGCAAAAUAUUUCUUUUUUGUUAGUUCUUCCCCUUUGUGUCUGCAUAACGAUUUCAGAUACUUGACUUUUCCUUCUGGCCAGGACAGCCUCUGUCCGACUGAUUAUGUCCAGUAAGGUA